Molecule: messenger RNA, 444 nt
Organism: Emiliania huxleyi CCMP1516
Lineage: Eukaryota; Haptophyta; Isochrysidales; Noelaerhabdaceae
Exons: 3
Coding region: 1-444 (147 amino acids)
Source: RefSeq, a predicted model, not a curated record
AUGAGGAGCGACCCGAAGGGAACGUUGUUGUUUCAUUUUGGAUCAAUUACGGGCGACGCCGAAAACAUCAACAAGCAGGCGCGCCCUGUGCGCACCAACUGGAUCAAGAACAAGCAAGCGGCAAACGGCCUCUCUUUUGGGCUCGAGCAGGCUCUUGCGCCGUCACCGACCGACGGCUCGCACGGCCGUGCGGUGAGCAAAAAUUUUGGGUCGCUGCGCGCCUGCCGGAUGCUCUGCGACGUCUGGACGCUCGCCAGAAACGCCAGGAAGCUUGCCUUCCACCCCUGUGCCCGAGGGCGAACGGCAGUGGUCGGCAGCCUCUGCGACGCUCCGAUCGGCUCCUCGACCUCAUCGCCUGCGACGAGCCAGCAUGGCUCGUCGCUCGACGGCAGCCUGCCCAGUGCGCUCUUGGCAUUCUGUACAGCCUCGCCAAGCUCUCUGUGA